UGAACGCAUUGCUUUCUAUUAAGUGAUCCAAGUAAUUUGAAAAUGUGGAGGGCAGACUGUAUGUUUCUCCUCAGCUGACAGACUGGGAUCUUAAGGGGUGUUAUGUUAAUGUUUUGUCUCUAUAAACCAGCACAGUCUCUGGAGAAUACAUUGUUGGUUACAGAAUGCAAAAUACAUACAAAAGUGACUAUGAGUCGUUCUAAAAGUUCAAAGCCCUUAUUUUUGAAAUAGCCGAUACGACUGCCAAUUGCCAGGAACAUGUACUUCUAUACAGUCUCUUCUAGGAAGCAUGUGAUGCUGCCAAGAGAACUUUUAAAACAAGUGCCAAAAUCCCAUCUAAUGUCCGAAGAAGAGUGGAGACGACUUGGUGUUCAGCAAAGUCUUGGCUGGGUUCACUAUAUGAUCCAUGAGCCAGAACCGCAUAUUCUUCUCUUCCGAAGACCUCUUCCAAAGGAUGAGAAGAAAUGAGUCGUGUGUAAAUUUCAUCCUAAAUCUUCUGGAACUAUGUCUAUGAGUGUAUAUAUGUUGGUAGUAUUCAGUGAAUACUUUAAAAUGUACAAAACAUACAUCCAUGCCUGUGCAUGAGCUGUAUUAUUCACAGCAACAAAGCUCAGUCAAAUGCAAUUCCAAGUAGGCUGCUAUUGUGUUAAAAGAUUGAUGACAUUUUCUCUACUGUUAAUGUGAGUGCCUGGCAUUUAAAUGAAUUUUAAUAAAGGUUAUGUAUUGCAUGAUGAAUUGCAUGUUCUGCCUAGGUGACCACUUAUGUGUUCAGUCUUUUGCACUCAGCUUUUCUGCCAACUGUAGCAUGUUCAAAUCCAAUGGCUUACCUGUUUAUAAAUAAAGAAAUAAAAUGUAGUCUUAAUGUUCUAUAAAACCUCAGUGCCUAGAGUUUUAAUUUGCCAGACAAAACAAAUAGUCCUUGUCUAACAUGUUAAAGAGUACCUACUUCAGGAAAAAAUUAGUGAACCUAUGUUGUUUCUCUGCCAGAAUUACUUUGCCCUACAGGCCAAAGUUCCUGAUCCUGAUUGGAAUUGCCAACUGCAGACAAUCUGAAAAGAAAGCUGG
This is a messenger RNA of Athene cunicularia (burrowing owl), 1065 nucleotides long. It is a transcript of the gene CKS2, whose product is annotated as CDC28 protein kinase regulatory subunit 2. Gene Ontology annotation, biological process: regulation of mitotic cell cycle. The record is from RefSeq and is a predicted model, not a curated record. Lineage: Eukaryota; Metazoa; Chordata; Aves; Strigiformes; Strigidae. Bases 259 to 468 code for a protein of 69 amino acids. Gene Ontology annotation, cellular component: SCF ubiquitin ligase complex; cyclin-dependent protein kinase holoenzyme complex. Gene Ontology annotation, molecular function: cyclin-dependent protein serine/threonine kinase activator activity; protein kinase binding; ubiquitin binding. The transcript has 3 exons.